Achroia grisella is the source of this 5387-nucleotide messenger RNA. Its product is annotated as probable multidrug resistance-associated protein lethal(2)03659. The transcript has 34 exons. NCBI's taxonomy places the organism in Eukaryota, Metazoa, Arthropoda, Insecta, Lepidoptera, Pyralidae. Gene Ontology annotation, molecular function: ATP binding; ABC-type transporter activity; ATP hydrolysis activity. The record is from RefSeq and is a predicted model, not a curated record. Gene Ontology annotation, cellular component: membrane. The coding region runs from base 263 to 4768 and encodes 1501 amino acids. Gene Ontology annotation, biological process: transmembrane transport.
UUUUAUUCAAUUUUUAAUAGUGUUAAAGUUUGAUAUAUUGAAUUAAUGGAACUGAAAAAUAUUAUAGAAAGAGAAUAAUGGUUGUUAUGUGUGUGUAAAAGUGAUUUUUAGGUAACCGGAAAGUGAGACAAAAGAAUUAUUUUUGAUUUGAGAACUGGAAGACUUAAGUAAAUUGAAGCUAUAAUACACAGUGUACUUAAAUAAAGUGAUAUUUUUAAAAUAAUAUAUUAGAAAGUGCCAAAAAGUAAUAUAAGAAUCAACAAUGGAUCCAGGCUAUUUUGAUACAGAGAAGAAAAGAAAUCCCAGGGAGACGGCCACUAUUUUUACCAAGAUGUGUUUUCUGUACACUUGGCCCAUAUUUCUGAAAGGUCGCAAAGGCCAGCUCAGCAUAUCGGAUGCAUAUAGAUGUAUAGCAGAUCAUCGAGCAACACCGCGUGGCGAUGUUAUGUAUGAGAAAUGGGCCAAAGAACUAAAUAAAGCAGACAAAGUAAACAAGCCGUCGUUGCUACGGACGAUACUUAAAACCCAUGGGUUGCGGUUUUUCUUGCUCAACAUUAUAUUCGCAUGUUUCGAGAGUGGCACCAGAUUAUUAAUACCAGUGUGCUUGGAAGGUUUAAUACGAUACUUCUCACCGUCUCACUCUGGCGUUACAGACAGACAAGCCUAUAUGUACGCGGCCGGUGUAGUAGGUUUAAUGGCUAUUAACGCUGCAAUGUUGCACCCUAUGUUGCUGUGGUUAUUAGAGCUGGCAUUGAAAAUCAGGAUUGGGUGUUCAUCGCUAAUAUACAGAAAGCUUCUUCGACUGGACCUGACGGUCGGUGGCAAGGCGUCCGAGGGUCUGGCAGGUCACGUGAUCAACCUGCUGACCACAGACGCCCAGAGGUUCGACAUGGCCUCGCUGUUCAUGGUAGAUCUGGUGAAGACGCCAAUAGAGAGUACCCUGAUUAUCUACCUCAUGUACCGGCAGAUUGGGGUCUCUGCGCUUAUAGGCGUGGCGUUUCUUUUGAUGUUUAUUCCGUUUCAAGCGUACCUCAGCAAGGUGUCGAGCAAGCUCCGCAGGCAGACAGCCAUCCGGACAGACAACCGGAUUAGACUGAUGAAUGAGGUGAUACAGAGCAUCGAGGCGAUCAAGAUGUACGCGUGGGAGGAUGCCUUCGCCGGGAUCAUAGGGAAGGCCAGAAGAAAAGAAAUGAACGUAAUAAAGAAGAUGUCCUGGCUGCGCGCUGUCAUGAUCUCCUGCGUGAAGCUGAACACGAAAGUGGCAAUAUUCCUAAGCAUAAUAUCGUAUCUGUCAUUCAACAACGAUUUAACAGCGGCCAAAGUGUUCGUUAUAUUCACAUAUUACGAAAUGCUAAAGUUCACCCUCGUAGACUUUCUACCGCUCGGGAUCACGUUCACGUUGGAGGCGUACGUGAGUGUGAAGAGGAUGCAAGAGUUCCUCUUACUCACCGAGAUCGAUAAUAAAGAUGGCGUCGAUUUGGUGACGAUCGAUAAGGUGCAAGCCAACGGUGUGUUCGAGAAGAUUGGGAAUGGUCAACAAGCGUACAUACGAUCAGACAGUACGCUGGAGCAACCGAAGCCUCAAUACAUGGUCAGUAUUAAGGACUACACCGCACACUGGAGGAACGUGGAUGAAGAAGGUCAGGAUAAAGUGGUGGACAGGAAGGUAGCCGCGCUCACUGAUAUUAAUUUAAACAUAAAACCGGAAUCCCUAACAACGAUAGUGGGGACAGUAGGGUCGGGUAAAUCGACACUACUGCACGCGAUACUCCGCGAGCUGACGCCUACUGCGGGACACCUGCAGGUCAACGGUGUCGUGGCAUACGCCUCACAGGAGCCCUGGCUCUUCGAGGCUUCGGUGCGUCAAAAUAUUCUAUUCGGUCAAGACAUGGAUCUGCGCAGAUACAAACAAGUGAUCAAGUGUUGCCAGUUGAAGACUGAUUUGGAGAUAUUGUCGCACGGCGACAAAACCAUCGUUGGGGAAAGAGGCACGUCGUUGUCCGGUGGACAGAGGGCGCGGAUAUCGCUGGCCCGAUGUGUCUACCAGAACGCGGAUGUUUAUCUACUGGACGAUACGCUAGCAGCAGUGGAUGCGAAGGUGGCGCAAGCGAUCUACGAGGACUGCAUCCGAGGAUACCUGCGAGACCGCGCGGUGGUGCUGGUGACGCACCACGUGCAGUUCGCGCGCCACGCUAGCCACGUGGCCGUUAUGAGGGAAGGCCGGAUAGUUGCCCAAGGCACCUACCAAGAACUCAAGAAUGGUGUGCCGGAAUUCGAGGCGCUGAUAGAAAUGGGAGAGAAGGUCGGAGAAGAAAAACAGAAGCAAAAAGCUGUCGCCUACGAAACGCAAGAGUCUGUGGAACACAAUUACAUGUUACGCUCGCAGAGGUCGAUGUCGGAAGCUUCACAACUCUCGUUCAAUUUGGAUCUGGAGAACAAUUUGGACCCUAAAUACGAAGGCGAAAGUCAAAAGAAAGGUUCCGUGGACAGCGGCGUGUAUAUGUCGUACAUAAGGAGCGGAGGCAACAAAUGUACAAUGCUACUGUUGUUCGGAUUGUUCAUACUCGCGCAAAUGUUCUAUUCCUCUACGGACGUGUGGCUGAAGGAAUGGGUUAAUCUAGAAGAAGCUAAUAGUGCUGCAAUGAGAAAAUUAAGAAAUCAAAGUCUAACAACCGAUGGUUUUAACUAUACCAGUCCCAAUGGCAACACACUUAAUGUAACUAGUCAAUUUGGCGAAAUUGUGAAUCAAAAUGCAGCUAUAAACCAAACCACCGACUUAAAUAAUGCCGACAAUCAGGACAGUUUAUUGAACAACGUCAUAAAGGAAAAUAUUACAGCCAUUCAAAAUGUGACCUUCCAAGACCUGCCAAACAACCACUUCCACUUGACCCGCGAGCAGUGCGUCUACGUGUACGCUUCACUGAUCCUGGUCUGCAUCUUCCUCACCUGGAACAAGCUGGUCAUCUUCUACAACACCUGCAUCCGGGCCUCCGUCACUCUCCACGACUCUAUGUUCAGGGGUGUAACGAACGCGCCAAUGUGGUUCUUCCAUCACAACCCGUCCGGCCGAAUACUGAAUCGGUUCUCGAAGGAUAUGGGCCAAGUCGAUACACUGCUGCCUGUCGCCCUGGUCGACUGUCUUGGUUUCCUGUUCGAAGUGCUGUCGAUUCUGGUGGUGGUGUGCCUGGUGAACUGGUGGUUGCUGGUGCCCACGGCUGUGAUGGCGGUGCUGCUGUUUCUCCUCCGAGGGUUGUUCUUGUGCACGAGCAGGGAGUUGAAGCGGAUUGAAGCUAUCGCCCGCAGUCAGUCUCUCAACCACGCGGCGGCCACAGUCUCCGGUCUGACCACGAUCCGUUCAGCUCGGGAGCAGCAGCGGACCCUGGCGCGAGAGUUCGACAAGCUCCAAGACUUGCACUCGUCAGUGUGGACCCUCGUGCUCACCACCAACAGGGCGUUCGCGUGGUGGAUGGACAUGACCUGCUGUCUCUACCUUGCGUUCGUCACCUUCAGCUUUUUCCUGUUCACCGGUGAUGACUCUCUAGGCGGCAACGUGGGCUUGGCUGUCACGCAAGUGAUAGGACUUGUCGGCAUGUGUCAAUAUGGGAUGCGACAAACCGCCGAAGUGGAGAACCAGAUGACCUCUGUAGAGAGGAUCCUGGAGUACCAGAACUUGCCGCCAGAGAGUCCGGUGGAUGUGAACCAGAAGGCCCUAAGGGCCAACCAUCCCGACUUGGAUUUCGACAAAUGGCCCAGUAAAGGGGAGAUAGUCUUCGAUAACGUGAGCCUUCAAUACGAGCGUCCACCAAAGAGAGAUGAACAAGUGAAGUCAGGCGAGAAACCUGACGAGCCUGUGUAUGCUAUAAAAGGUGUGAGCUUCACCAUCCAUCCAGCAGAGAAGGUCGCUGUGGUGGGAAGAACUGGUGCUGGGAAGAGCUCGCUUAUCAACGCUCUGUUUGGGCUGUGCCCCACGGAGGGGGCGGUGCUUGUGGACGGGGUGUGCGCGGGGGAGGCGGGGCUGCGGGCGUGGCGCGCGCGGCUGGCGGCGCUGCCGCAGCGGCCCGCGCUGUUCGCCGGAGCCCUGCGCGACAACCUCGACCCGCGCCGGCACUACUCCGACGCGCAGCUGCUCGACGCGCUCGACCAGGUGGAGCUGCGGUCGCUGGUGUCGCGGCUGGCGGGCGGGCUGAGCAGCCGCGUGGGGGACGGCGGCGGAGCGCUGUCGGGCGGCCAGCGGCAGCUCGUGUGCCUGGCGCGCGCCGCACUCGCCCGCGCCACGGUCCUCGUGCUGGACGAGGCCACCGCCAGCGUCGACCCCGAAACUGAUAAACACAUUCAAAAAACAAUACGCACAAAGUUCGCCAACUCGACGGUGCUGACCAUCGCUCAUCGUCUCCACACUGUUAUGGACUACGAUAGGAUCAUAGUGAUGGACAAAGGGCGUGUAGUUGAAACGGGACAUCCGUAUAGUAAAUUGACUCAGAAUAAUCGAGCGCGCGGCCCAAGCGAAAUGGUUUUGACCAAAAGUCAGGCCCCACUGGCGAUACCUGAGAACUUUGCGUUCGAUCAGCGGUCGGAACACGAAGAUGCUGGCCCUCCUGUUGUUAGGAACCGGCUGAGGACCUACUCCAAUAGAUCUGAAGUCAGUGAUCAAGACAGUGUGGGUAUUUUCAAGACGUUAGUGGAACAAACUGGUAAAGAGACGGCUGCUAUGCUGUACAAGAUGGCCGAAGAGAGCUACAAAAAACAACAGCAAAAGAAGGACCUGUGAAGAGAUUAUGAAGCCAAUGUUGCCUUCGUUUUAUAUUCGAAUUAUUUUUACUGAUCAGUAUUUUAUAUUUAUUAAUAUUAAUUUAUAUUUGUUUUACAAACGAUCAAAGAUAUGUUACUUUGUAUACAGUUUAAUAGAUAAUUUGUUUUUUUUUAAACCAUGGAUCUCUAUGUAUAGUGAAAUAGAUACAAAUUAUUUUGUAGUAAAAUUUAUUUCUUUUUUUUUAUUUUAAAGAAAGUUUAUUUUACAGUGUAUAAUAAUUAGUGAAGAUAUUUAACAAUUUCCCGCCAAAAGUUCUGUCAUGUAGAAAUGUUAUUUCUAUAGGCUAUUUCUGUAUGAAAAAGUGGUAUUAUUUCUAUUAUUAUUAAUUUUAUAUGCAAGCAUGCGGAGAAAUGGAGUUUAAUGUAAUUCAAAUGUAUUAUUGUACAUUAUUUUAUGUGACAUCACAUGAAUGAAAAAUUUAUUAAGUAUUUCAAUUGUAAUGUUCGACUCACUCGAAUUGUAUCUUUAUUCUGUACUUACUAAGGUGCUAUUUGUCAAUUUCGUACUUAUUAUUAAAUUUAUGCAAAAAAAUUGAUGUAAUAAUUACUGCAAAUUCAAAUUAUAAUGUCAUUUAUUC